Pogona vitticeps (central bearded dragon) is the source of this 3357-nucleotide messenger RNA. The record is from RefSeq and is a predicted model, not a curated record. NCBI's taxonomy places the organism in Eukaryota, Metazoa, Chordata, Lepidosauria, Squamata, Agamidae.
UCCUGCCUCUCGGUUCUGCCUGCCCACACCGGCUUCUCCUCCUUUCUCCUCCCAAGGCCACUUGGGUUCACGGUCUGAGUUUGCAACAGGCGGGACGUUUCACCUCUCCCCGGGAUGCUGCUGUUUCAGGAUGUGCAUCUCCCAAGUAUGAUUUGUUGCGCAUGAGAAAGACACCCACAUCGCCUGGAGCGAUAGACGAGAGAAACCAAGCAGGAGAGAGAGAAAGAGAACAGUCCACUCCAGACAGAAGAGAGGAAAGGCACAGUUAAUUCAACCCUAGUUUAAGUCUCAGCCUUCUCCUGAUGUCUUGGCGACCGUCUCCCUUUACAUUGAUGGACCAACCGAGUUCUCCUUGCCGUGAGAUUGAUGAUUCCCACCGGGAGCUCUAGAGGAGAACCAGAAUUUCAGGAAACGUCAGCCGGCCACCUGCGAUCAAGUCAUCAUAAUGGCUCCUAACGUUAUCAGGUAGGAUGGCCAAGGACGUUAAGAAUGUCUCGGUGCCUCACCGUGGCCACGGCUUUGCUGACGCUAGUAGCCCUCAAGGCCUACAUCGAGUGGACCACCGAAGAGGAUGAGCGGUUUCCGAGCCCUCGUUGGGCAGCUUGGCCGAGCAGCUCUGUCACGCCGGUCCAGCCGUCGACCAACGCGUUGCCUCCGUUUGUCCUGCAAAACUUCAACGCCUCCGUCCAGCAGCUGCGCCAGAGCAUCCCGAGAGCAAAAGCGUACUGGAACGACAAACAGCACAGGCUCUUCCAAGCUCUGGAGCAAGGAGUGGAGCAUAACACCUCGUGGAAUCAAUGCUCAGGGCCCGGGUCGGAGGAGAGGGUGUCCAGAAUCCAAGACUUUGAUUCAUACUCUGAACUUUACAAGAAUUUCGUCCUCUACGACAGCUGCCGGAACUUCCCGCUCUUGAUCAACCAGCCCGGCAAAUGUUCCGGUGGUACGAACCACACUUUCCUUCUGCUGGCCAUCAAAUCUCUGCCCGGCAACUUUGCUGCCCGCCAGAGCGUGCGCGACACGUGGGGACGUGAAGGCGCGCCCGGCGGGCUGGCCAUACGCACCGUCUUCUUGCUCGGCACAGGCCUGGGCCGCUACGGGCCUCGCCUCCAGCGCCUGGUGGAGUACGAGAGUCGGAUGUCGAGGGACAUCUUGAUGUGGGAUUUUGAAGACACCUUCUUCAAUCUGACGCUGAAAGACUACCUCUUCCUCAGCUGGGCGCUGGAACACUGUCCGGAUGUCCAAUAUAUCCUCAAAGGGGAUGAUGAUGUCUUUAUUAACACCCCCAAGGUCUUGGAUUACCUGCGCUCCUUGGAGGCCCACAAGCCGCUCUAUACGGGCCAAGUGAUGGCCAACGCCUCGCCGUUCCGUGUCCGGAAGAGCAAGUACUAUGUGCCGGAAUCGUAUUACGUGGGGCCUUAUCCAGCCUACGCUGGUGGUGGUGGGUAUAUCUUCUCAGGACCGCUCACCCGAUGGCUCCACCACAUCUCCCAGCACGUAGCCUUCUACCCGAUCGAUGACGUCUACACGGGUCUGUGCUUCCAAGCCCUCGGCAUCCAACCGGAGGCUCACCCCGGCUUCCAGACCUUCGAUAUUGCCGAGAAGGAUCGCGAAGAUCCGUGCGUCCACAGUAAACUUCUCCUGGUCCACCGACGCAGCCCCGAGCAGACCCUCCGGCUGUGGAAACAAAUCACAAACCCGGACCUCAAGUGCUGAGGUGGACGCUCGGGACGACCGGACUUCUGAGGCUUUCCGAAGCAACCCCCAUUGGAGGGUGGGGGGGGAAACGGGGCAGAUGGAGCUGUAGUCCACAUUUUGGAUUCGUCCUAACACGGAAAACUCCAGCCUCUGUCUUGUGGGGGGCUGUUUUGACUGCUUGAAAAUUCUGGACAGAGACCGUAUGCCCCAAAUUUGAGGGUGGGGACGGGCCAUUGCUUAUAUAUUCCCUAGCGAAAGGUGGCUGGCCACCGUCAGAAUCAGAUUGCUGGAAUAGCGAGCUUCAUGGCCCAAUUCAGCUGGACUCUUUUUUGGUUUACAGUACUUUCAUUGUUGACCUGUUCUGGAGAGUGAAGGAAUUAUGUGGUACAACAGAGGGGCGACCCUCCUGAAAGCACCAUGCAGGGGAAUAAAGGUUCCACUCUUUUCUCCGUUAGCGGUCUUACAAAAAGAAAAAAUAAAUAUCGCUCCAUGCAGGACCGCAGUAAUUUUGGGAGAGCUUAGUAUCUCCAGAUCAAGCGGACCUCAUUUUGCAAGGCUUGGUCUUCCCGAAAGCACGAGGAGACACUGCUAGCUAAGAGUAGAUCUUACUGGGUGGGAUCGCCUUGGCUGCCUUUUGACAUUCACGUACGGUAAAAUAAAUCUAAGGCCACACAGGGGUGGAACAUCAGAGCAGGAAAGAAAGGCGGCAAGGCCGCUGGCAUCUCAGAGUUAGGGAAUGUUUGUUUUCUAGAGUGCCUCCGACCCUCUCUCAGACCGAAGGGGUUAAGAUAAAGAGAUGGUCAACUGUUAAUCUCUAAGGAAUGCCGUUCUUAAAUCUCUGUCUCAAUUUGAAAUCCUGUCGUCUUAUUUUCGAUCAGGUCACUGCAUUUCAGGAACCUUUGAAACAAAACAAAAAACGCUUUCGAUAAAAAGCUUUGCUUGGAUGGCUCACACGUCUGACCAAUUUAAUCCAGCAUGCUAAAAAGACAAAACGUCACAGUCCAUAUAGCUUGGUCGUUCCUCAUUUUAAGCCAAGAGGGUCACGAUGCCGAUAGCAGACUCGCUCCCAUCUUCUGUAGCCUCAAUCCCAUCUUUGAACUGGCAUUCGGCAAAUAGAAAUGAAUGAAGCCAUUUUUUCCCUCCCCUGCGACAUACAAAGACAGCUUGGCCUGUUUUAAUUUUUGUAAGUCACUCUGCUUUUAAAGGCACUGAAAAAUAGCACUGAUGCUCCCAUCGAUGAUAAUGUUUUCCCCUAGAUAACGUUUCUCCUUUUCCCAAUGAAAAUUUGUUACUUGACGUCCUCUCCUUAAAGGUUUGCCCAGAGUCCUGGUCUUCUUUUGAACCGAGACACUCAGGCAGCUGGUAAACUCAGGAGACAACCCACCGAGGCUGCCAUGAAUGACUCCUUAGUGUUUACAUACGAUCCGGGGGUCCUCCGACUCUAGUUACUGCUUUCCUAUUUCCUCUUCCACAGAUGGCGAAGAAGGAUCCGACAUUUUUGUGUUUACAUAGAAGGUGAAUUCAUUAUUCCAGGCCUGUUAGUACUGCACAGACAUAAUAAAAUGAGCAACAGGUCCUGUGUAUUCUGCCGGCUGUGAGUUGCGUCCACGUUGAUCGGAGCAAGCUGUGUGUAGAAAAUACGAAUAAAGGGGUAGCUGAUAA